UAGUGGCGCCAUCUUGCCUUGGCUCUCGCUGCCCUCCUGGAGCUCAUCUUUAAUCCUAGAAUCUAAAGUCCGGGUUGAUUGGCGGUCUUCUGGACAGCAUGUGGGUAGUUUUAAGCCACUCGGCGGCGGAUGAAAAAUCCCAGCGUGGCGGCACUGGGCGGGGAUUGAACUCGCGUCAUACUGAACGCGGCACUAUCAUGCUAUCCAUUCAGCCACCGCCUCCCCUAAUAUCGAAACUCAUUUAUAGUUAUCGAUAACCCGUCCGCUGUGAUUGGCACGGAUUUGGCUUUCACUGGUAGCCUGGUAACAUACACUCCCAGGUCUUUCUCUGCCUCUGUGGUGGAUAGUGGAGUGUUUCCCAUGUGGUAUUGGUGUGCUGGAUAUCCCUUCACUGGUAGCCUGGUAACAUACACUCCCAGGUCUUUCUCUGCCUCUGUGGUGGGUAGUGGAGUGUUUCCCAUGUGGUAUUGGUGUGCUGGAUAUCCCUUCACUGGUAGCCUGGUAACAUACACUCCCAGAUCUUUCUCUGCCUCUGUGGUGGAUAGUGGAGUGUUUCCCAUGUGGUAUUGGUGUGCUGGAUAUCCCUUCACUGGUAGCCUGGUAACAUACACUCCCAGAUCUUUCUCUGCCUCUGUGGUGGAUAGUGGAGUGUUUCCCAUGUGGUAUUGGUGUGCUGGAUAUCCCUUCACUGGUAGCCUGGUAACAUACACUCCCAGGUCUUUCUCUGCCUCUGUGGUGGAUAGUGGAGUGUUUCCCAUGUGGUAUUGGUGUGCUGGAUAUCCCUUCACUGGUAGCCUGGUAACAUACACUCCCAGGUCUUUCUCUGCCUCUGUGGUGGAUAGUGGAGUGUUUCCCAUGUGGUAUUGGUGUGCUGGAUAUCCCUUCACUGGUAGCCUGGUAACAUACACUCCCAGGUCUUUCUCUGCCUCUGUGGUGGAUAGUGGAGUGUUUCCCAUGUGGUAUUGGUGUGCUGGAUAUCCCUUCACUGGUAGCCUGGUAACAUACACUCCCAGGUCUUUCUGUGCCUCUGUGGUGGAUAGUGGAGUGUUUCCCAUGUGGUAUUGGUGUGCUGGAUAUCCCUUCACUGGUAGCCUGGUAACAUACACUCCCAGGCCUUUCUCUGCCUCUGUGGUGGAUAGUGGAGUGUUUCCCAUGUGGUAUUGGUGUGCUGGAUAUCCCUUCACUGGUAGCCUGGUAACAUACACUCCCAGGUCUUUCUCUGCCUCUGUGGUGGAUAGUGGAGUGUUUCCCAUGUGGUAUUGGUGUGCUGGAUAUCCCUCCCAAGGUCCCUUUAUACUUUUCUUCACUGAAUUGUAGCAGCCACUUUUUGAUCCAUUCCUGUAGCUUGGUGAUGUGUUCUUGUAGGAAGUCCGCAGUCAAGGGGUUAAAAUAGUUAGAUCCUGAUGUUCCUCGGCAAUAGUUAGGCGUCGGAAACAGGUAAAUACUAUGCUCUGAGUACGACAACCUGGCAACGGUGACUGACUGGCUCCUGAGACUGCCCGCCCGCCCGCCAUGCCACCCGUCAACCGAAUAGUUUAGUUAGUUUCUCGGCCUGUUGUGUGGUUAGGUGCGUCGUGGUGGUGUGUUUGCGAGUCUGUCUGCACCGUUUCUGUCCGCUCGGCACGGAUGGACGUGAACGCGAUCCUCGGUUGAAUGGGAUUGAAUACGUAACGUGAAUUCUCAAUCCUUUUUAUCACAAUCACUUUUUUGUUGUUUUAGGAGCAGUCAUUUUCCGUGUGGUUUUUGAUAUUAAAUAAGAGGAAAGUUUGUGAGAUUCCGAACCCACGAAAUAGUCAACCAGAAGGGAUCGGAUGUUGCAAGCUGGCCUAAACAACAGCGCAAAAGUUAGACGGAAAAAAGUGCGUUAAAAGUGUGUCUAGAAUCAAGUAUCACAGUCUAUAUAAAUUAAGCAUCACAGAAAAUGCAGGAUGCCAGAUUAAAGAAAACGUUUUGAUGGGUAACUAUGAAGGAAGAGCUUGAAUCAAAUAUCAUAGUCUGUGUUAAAAGAGCAUCUAGAAUCAAGUAUCACAGUCUAUAUAAAUUAAGCAUCAUAGAAAACGCAGCUUCCCAGAUUAAAGAAAAACAUUUUGAUGGGUAACUAUGAAGGAUGAGCUUGAAUCAAAUAUCACAGUCUGCCUUAAAAGUGUCUAGAAUCAAGUAUCACAGUCUAUAUAAAUUAAGCAUCACAGAAAACGCAGCAUGCCAGAUUAAAGAAAACGUUUUGAUGGGGAACUAUGAAGGAAGAGCUUGAAUCAAAUAUCAUAGUCUGUGUUAAAAGAGCAUCUAGAAUCAAGUAUCACAGUCUAUAUAAGUUAAGCAUCACAGAAAACGCAGCAUGCCAUAUUAAAGAAAACGUUUUGAUGGGUAACUAUGAAGGAAGAGCUUGAAUCAAAUAUCACAGUCUGCCUUAAAAGUGUCUAGAAUCAAGUAUCACAGUAUAUAUAAAUUAAGCAUCACA
Messenger RNA from Eriocheir sinensis (Chinese mitten crab), 2458 nucleotides. RefSeq lists its product as uncharacterized. The transcript is spliced from 3 exons. Bases 361 to 1317 code for a protein of 318 amino acids. The record is from RefSeq and is a predicted model, not a curated record. Lineage: Eukaryota; Metazoa; Arthropoda; Malacostraca; Decapoda; Varunidae.